AAUAUUGUAUUUACAGAACAUUUAGAAUAAUGGAUGACAACCAAAGUGGAGACUUAACGUUACAAGAGUUCACUAAUGGUAUGAAAGAUAUUGGACUCGAUAUGAGCGACGAUGAGAUCAAUGAAAUGUUCAGACAAUUCGAUAGGGAUGGCAACGGAACCGUCAAAUACGAUGAGUUCUUGAGAGCCGUCAGACCUCCGAUGAGUAAGACUCGUCUGAAUCUGAUUGAAAUGGCGUUCAAGAAAUUGGAUAAAACAGGCGAUGGUAUCGUAAAUCUCGACGACUUGAACGGGGUUUACAAUAUCAGAAGUCAUCCGGAGUAUCAAAAUGGACAGAAGACUGAGAAAGAACUGCUCGAAGGCUUUCUCAAGAAGUUUGAAGAGGGAGGUUCUGUGGACGGACAGUUAACUAAAGAUGAGUUCAUAGACUACUACUCAGGAGUGAGCGCUUCUAUCGAUGAAGACAUAUAUUUUGAUCUAAUGAUGAGACAUGAUGCCUUCAUCGACGGCUUGUAUUGCGGGCGAGAGAACUGUUACGACGUGCUGGGCGUGACUCGUGAGUCGACUCGCGAUGAGAUAUCCCGUGAGUACCGGAAGUUGGCGCGCAAGUGGCACCCGGAUGUGCACAGGGGUGAUGAGGCCAAAGAGGUGGCCACUGAACGCUUCCGACAGGUGGCCAACGCUUACGAGGUGUUGAAGGAUGAGGACAGCCGUAAAGACUACGACUAUAUGAUCGACAAUCCGGACGAGAUGUACGCCCAUUACUACCGCUACUACCGGCGCAUGUAUGCGCCCAAAGUGGACGUCCGCAUCGUGAUUGUGGUGACCAUUAGUGUCAUCUCUGGCUUUCAAUACUAUGCAAUGCACUCGAGAUAUAAAGACGCCAUCGAUUACUUCCUAACGGUUCCUAAAUAUAAACUCAAAGCACAAGAGAUCGCCAAAAGUGAGGGAUUUUUAGGCAAUUCUGCGGCCAAUCGCAAGAAGAAUCGCCUCCGAAGUAAGGAUGAGAUCAGAAUAGAAGAAGAGAACAUCUUAAGGAAGAUUAUCGAAGAAAAGAUGGACAUAAAGGGCGGGUAUUCGAAGCCCUCGUACCGACACGUACUGUGGGUUCAGUUGGCAUUCCUCCCGUACACCACUGUCCUGUACAUCAUUUGGUACUUCCGGUGGAUCUGGAGAUUCAAUUUCAACAAAGAGGAGUUCGGCGAC
Messenger RNA from Oppiella nova, 1205 nucleotides. Lineage: Eukaryota; Metazoa; Arthropoda; Arachnida; Sarcoptiformes; Oppiidae. The record is from the annotation of a GenBank genome assembly.